Molecule: messenger RNA, 1590 nt
Organism: Maudiozyma barnettii
Lineage: Eukaryota; Fungi; Ascomycota; Saccharomycetes; Saccharomycetales; Saccharomycetaceae
Gene: ATG22
Product: Atg22p
Exons: 1
Coding region: 1-1590 (529 amino acids)
Biological process (GO): amino acid transmembrane export from vacuole
Source: RefSeq, a predicted model, not a curated record
AUGACCUACAACUCCAUAGUAAACAUGGACUACUCAAACGUAGCUUUGCAACUAACAAAGAAAAAUAUAAAAGGUUGGUAUUUCUAUUCCUUUUCAAGUGAACCAUUCGUUGUUUCUGCAGUUUCAACCUAUAUCCCUUUACUACUUGAAAGAUUUGCUAGAUCGAAUGGUGUCAAACUUGACAACCAUCUUCUACCUUGCACAUCUGUAUCAGACAAAUGUGUUUUACCGUUGUUCAAUAAAUAUUAUGUUGACACUUCAAGUUUUGCAUUAUACACAUUCUCAGUUAGUGUCCUUUUCCAAACCAUUGUUGUUGUAACAGUAUCUGGUAUUGUAGAUUUGUGGAACUCAGUUAGAUUGAAAGGUAUCGUGUUGGUCCUGUUUAGUAUUAUCGGUGCCAUUUCUACAAUAUUGAUUUCAAGAUUAGAGGAGUCUCAAAUAUAUUCUUUACCAUUGUUGUAUAUUUUGGCUAAUUCCUGUUUUGGUGUUAUCAAUGUUGUUGGUAAUUCUUUGUUACCAAUCUUUGUUAAUGAUUUAUGCAAAUAUUCCAACGGAAUUAGUCCUGACACUAGCGAAUCCAGUGUCGAAAAAUUGAAUAGUAUUAUUAGUGGACGUGGUGCAAGUUUAGGUUACUCAAGUGCUCUUCUCACUCAGAUUGUGUCUAUGUAUUUAGUUCAUAAGAGUAAAACUCAGCAGGAUAUUCAAGUUGCUGUGCUCUUUGUUGGUGUAUGGUGGUUGGUUUGGCAAGCACCUAUGUUAUGGUUGUUCAAUGACAUUCCACAAACUGAGGAAGAAACAGCAUCCAGACUUUCAAGAAGUAGGACAUAUUACAACAAUAAACGUAUUUGUUCUUUGACAUCGUUGGGAUAUGGAUGGAGGUCCUUAUGGAAUGCUUUUAAACAUGCAAGAUUGUUAAAGGAUGUUAUGAUUUUCUUGUUAGGAUGGUUCAUUAUCAGUGAUUCUGUCACCACUAUCAAUUCAACGGCAAUUUUAUUUGCAAAAACUGAGCUGGACAUGGUUACUUUGAAUUUGAUUACCAUCAGUAUUAUUACAAUGGUUGAUGCAAUGAUCGGUGCAUUCGUUAUACCCCAAUUUUUGGCCAAAAAAUUUAACUUAUUACCUGAUCAAAUUUUGGUUUACAUUAUUAUAUGGACCAGUUUUAUCCCAUUUUAUGGAAUCUUAGGGUUUUUCUUUGAAUCGAUUGGUCUAAAACAUAAAUUCGAAAUGUACAUGUUAGCUGUCUGGUACGGUUUAGCACUUGGUGGUCUUUCUGCAGUGUCUAGAUCUGUUUUUAGUUUAAUUAUUCCAAGAGGUAAAGAAUCUACUUUCUUUAGUAUGUUUAGUAUGACAGAUAAGGGAUCAUCCAUUAUUGGACCGUUCCUGAUUGGUUUGGUCACCGAUAAAACACAUGAAAUCAGAUAUGCGUUCUAUUUAUUAUUUGGAUUACUAAUGUUGGCUCUCCCUGUUAUGAAAUCACUUGACGUUUCUAGAGGAAGACGUGAGGCAGAGGAAUUGAUGGAUGUUAUCAGCAGUCGUGAGGUUAGUGUAGAACCACUCAGCUCAGCGGGUCAACAUGAGCAAAACGAUUGA